Dovyalis caffra is the source of this 1365-nucleotide messenger RNA. Lineage: Eukaryota; Viridiplantae; Streptophyta; Magnoliopsida; Malpighiales; Salicaceae. The record is from the annotation of a GenBank genome assembly.
AUGGCAACACAAAGCUGUAUGCUGUUCUUUCUCAUUCUUGGCUUGGCGGCUAGUAAUGUCGUAGCCAUUGCUAUACCAAGCCAUAAGAUUCAAUCUCUUAAUCGAUCUAGUUUUCCUCGAGGUUUCAUUUUUGGGUCAGCAUCAGCAGCUUACCAGUACGAAGGUGCAGCUUUUGAAGGUGGCAAAGGACCAAGCAUAUGGGAUGCAUUUACGCAUAACUUUCCAGGUAAGAUAAGAGAUCAUAGCACUGGAGAUGUGGCUGUGGAUCAAUAUCAUCGCUACAAGGAAGACGUUAAGAUCAUGAAAGACAUGGGCUUAGAUUCCUACAGAUUUUCAAUCUCAUGGCCAAGAAUAUUGCCAAAAGGAAAGCUAAGCGGGGGAGUGAAUAAGGAAGGAAUCAAAUACUACAACAACCUCAUCAAUGAGCUCCUUGCAAAUGGCUUGAAACCCUUUGUAACUCUCUUCCAUUGGGAUACUCCUGAAGCCUUAGAUGUUGAGUAUAAUAGUUUUCUGAGUCCUCGGAUUGUGAAAGACUUUGUGGACUUCGUAGAUGUUUGUUUCAGGGAAUUUGGAGAUAGAGUUCAGCAUUGGAUCACAAUAAAUGAACCAAAUAUCUUUACUAUAGGUGGCUAUGCCAAAGGAAUUAAUGCACCAAAUAGAUGUUCAGCUUGGAUGAAUUUCAAUUGUACUGAUGGAGAUUCAUCAACAGAACCCUAUUUGGUAGGACACAAUUUGAUUAAAUCUCAUGCUGCUGCUGUAAAAUUAUACAAGACAAAAUAUCAGGCAACUCAAAAGGGCGUAAUAGGGAUCACAAUAGCAUCGCACUGGUUUGUGCCAUAUUCUAAAUCCCCACAGGACCAUGCUGCUGCACAAAGAUCACUAGAUUUCUUGUACGGAUGGAUUAUGGAUCCAAUAGUUUUCGGCCACUAUCCACGAUCGAUGAGAGUUAAUGUCAGAAACCGAUUACCCAGAUUUACCAAGAAGGAAUCUGAAACAAUAAAGGGGUCAUUUGAUUUUAUCGGAUUGAAUUACUAUACUGCUUUCUAUUCAGCCAAUUUGCUUGCAUCUAAUAUUACAAAUUCAAGCUACUUGACGGAUAGUCAUGCCAGUAUUAGCAGUGAUCGUAAUGGAGUUCUUAUAGGUCCAGCGACAGGAUCGCCUUGGCUCCAUGUUUAUCCGAGAGGAAUUCAAGACCUUUUGCUCUACACGAAGAGGACAUACAAAAAUCCUGUUAUUUAUAUCACGGAGAAUGGCGUAAGUGAUUUAAAUGAUGAGAAUUCAAUGCUUAAGGAAGUCCUAAACGACACCAUGAGGAUCGAUUACUACAAUCGCCAUCUCUAUUUCGUGAAUUUAGCAAUUGGGUAA